UCAAGUGUGUAGGUAGCGCAGUAGGCAAGGCACUUGUUUAUUGUUGUUAUCACUGUUAUUUGCGUAGUAGCCAAAAUAGUAAUAAUAAUAAUUCUGAGUUUCCCUGACGAGCGGUGUUCCUAGUAGUGUUUUCUCAAUUCGUCAAUUAUUAGAUAAUUUUAUGUAAUUUGUGAUAGACACUUCUCCAGAACUAUAAUCAAACUAGAGUAUAGGCCUAAGCUAUGUGUUAUCAACAGCUCAACUGUGAGGUUAUGCUUGGCAAGUUAGGUAUUGUUUGUUUCUUAAAAUAAUUGAAAUUGAGUAUGCCUCCCGAAUUGAAUCACAUAUCAGUUAUCCAAAAACUUAAUUAUCACACCAGUGAUGUUACGACUUGCGAUUUUGGAAAAGAUUUGCAUCUAGCCAGUGGUUCUGGUGACAAAAGCGUCUGUGUAUGGGAAUGGAAACCUGGUCUAGGCUUUGUCGAUACCACCUACUCUCCAUUAACAGGACACAAAUAUUCAGUGACAAGUGUGCGAUUUUCUCCCGAAGGAUCCCUCCUUGCAUCUGCUUCCAUUGAUGGUACUGCUAUCGUCUGGAAUGUCAAGACUGGUGAGAGUAUAACAACAUUUGUUCAUUCUGGUGGGAAUGGAGUGCGGACUUGUUGCUUUUCGAAGAACAAUUUUCUUGCCACAGCUGGUGAUGAUGGAACAAUUUGUCUCUGGGAUCUGUUGAGCCGAUCUCUUGUAAGAUCUGUUGUUGGACAUGAGGAAACAGUUCAGUCAAUCUGUUUCUCGCCAGACUCUGCGUGUCUUCUGACAGGGGAUGUCGGUGGCCAGUUGAAGUUAUGGAGUAGUACUUCAUUCAGUGGCUGCCUGUCUGUUAUCAAUGAUGCUCAUGACCUUGGAGUACUGGGUAUUGAUUUUGCACCCACCUAUCAACAAUCAUCUGCUGGUAAAAAUCGAAGCAGAGUUUUCAAGGUGCUAAGUUGUGGAACAGAUCAUUUGGUGAAGUUAUGGAAUGUGUAUUAUAUGGAAAACGAACAACUCGAUAGGAGUGGAAGUUUCGAAUGCAUAGCUCAGUUCGCGGGUCAUUCAUCAGCAGUGACCGGUGUUUGCUUCGAUGGCACAGGCAGUUUUGCUGCGUCAUCUUCACUUGAUAAGACAGCCAGGCUGUGGGACAUAACAACGAAGAAAUGUUUGAAAGUACUUGAGGGGCACUCCAGGUUUGUCGCUUGCUGUGCUUUCUCUAGGGAUCAGACUUUACUGGCAACGGGUUCUAAUGAUAAAUCGUUGCUUAUUUGGGCAUUGAUGGGUUCUAUAUCAAUAGAGUCUUGCCUGGUUAAACCGAGUAAUCCAGCCGCUAGUAAAGGGAGAGAAGAAACUGUUAUGAAAAAGGCUCUGAUGGAAAAUAAUCAGGUCAAAUUAUGGCAGAGACUUGACACAACAAAUAAUUGCUUCAACAGUUGUGAUUUCCUCGGAAACUGUCUGUUAGCUGCUGGUGGAAGUGGAAGGAACGUUUUGUUGUGGAGGAAAAAGAAUGAUCGUUUCGUUGAAGCAGAUCUGUCCCCUUUGGAAGGCCAUCGAUACACCAUAAACCAACUGGAGUUCUCUUCCGAUGGAAAGCUACUUGCCACAUGCUCACUGGAUGGUACAGCUCUCAUUUGGGAUGUUCAGACGGGCUCUGUUCUGAGGAAUGGAUUCCAGGUUUCUGGUGGAGGAAUGAGAACUGCGAGAUUUUCUCCUGAUUGUAGGUUAUUGAUAACAGGUGGCGAUGAUGAGCUUGUCUCCAUCUACCGAACUGAUACCUGCGAACUAGUAAUUGUGGUGUCUUUUCAACAAAUGCAAUCACCAAAAAAACCACCAUAUGGAGUGAUUCCAGAAUACGAAGAAGAGGAGGACAAAGAAGAAGGAGAGGCGUUUCAACAAGACGUUACCAUCAGCCCUUUGGAGCAGAAACAGAACCAGGAGGUGGAGCUGCAAAAAGUUUUCAUUGAUUAUUUCAUUAAUUAUUGUUGUUUAGAUGGCGAAAAACGCUACCUACUGGCAACAUGUGGAAACGAUUCGUUGGUGAAGAUGUGGCAGAUCCAAGUGAUUGAUGAGCUGUCGGCCAAAGUCACCCUGAGCUGUCAGUUAUCUGGUCAUGGGGGAAACGUCACGUGUGUUCGAUUCUCUCCCGGCCAAUCAGAGGUUUUGGCAUCAACUGCUACUGACAAGACAUGUCGUAUCUGGGAUGCUUAUACUGGAGAGUGUGUUCAUGUACUUGACCAGCAUGAUAGUGUUCUUACGUGUUGCGCCUUCUCUGCAGAUGCUUCAUUCCUUGCUACAGGAUCUCUUGAUAAAAGUGUACUAGUCUGGGAAUUGCCAAAAGAACUAGCUUUCCAGAACUUUGUGGCUUCAAGAGUCAAAGAUUUUCAAAAGGAAACGGACAGCAAAGCAGAGUAUGUGAGUGGAGUUGUGAAGUUAUUCACAGAAGAAAAUCUACCCCCUCCAGAUCUGGAUGAAAUAAAUCUGUAUGAUGCGUCUCCGAAUGAAAUUCUCCAGAAAUAUGAAAUAGAUGAGGACUUGCGCAAUAAAAUGUCUACAAGACUUGUUGUACUCAUGAGAAGAGAGAAAGCUUCUACGCUUAACACUCCUGAAGAAUUCACUUGUCCAAUCACUCAUCAGCUGAUGAGAGAACCAGUUAUGUGUGUUGAUGGCUAUAAUUACGAAAGGUCAGCUAUAGAAUCGUGGUUUGCCAGUGGUCGAGAAACAAGUCCUAUGACCAAUGCAGCAGUCCAGUCCACUACGCUUAUACCUAAUCAGAAACUCCAGCAAGCAAUAUCGGAAUUCCUCAAUCAUUAAGUUCACUGAUUGUUAAUAUUGUGUAAAACAUUCCACAAUCAUGUGAUCGCCUUGCAACAGCACGCUUAUUUUCAACGACACGGAGAAAUCGAUUGUAGAAAACUAUUUUAAAAUGAUGUUCCAAAAAUUGACAGUUUUCUACAAAUACGAAUUGUCUACGUAUAUUCUAAAUAUUAACACCAUGCAAUAUUAUUCCGUAUAAUAAUAAUUAUUUAUUGUCAAUUGUUGUUACUAUUGUAUUCACUAAUUGUUCUGUUUUUAAUAUUGUGUAUUGUAAAUUUUGAAUAUUUAAAUAAAUCGUUCGAUGUAGCAAUGCA
Nilaparvata lugens (brown planthopper) is the source of this 3136-nucleotide messenger RNA. RefSeq names its product WD repeat, SAM and U-box domain-containing protein 1. The transcript is spliced from 18 exons. Bases 303 to 2819 code for a protein of 838 amino acids. NCBI's taxonomy places the organism in Eukaryota, Metazoa, Arthropoda, Insecta, Hemiptera, Delphacidae. The record is from RefSeq and is a predicted model, not a curated record. Gene Ontology annotation, biological process: protein ubiquitination. Gene Ontology annotation, molecular function: ubiquitin-protein transferase activity; protein binding.